AUGGCUCCCAUUGGAAUUAUAACUAUCAUUGUUAGUGCUAUCAGGGUUGGGGGCCCGUCGUGGCUCAAGGCUAUUAUCGGGAGAGCAAGGGAGAACCUUGCCGUUGCUGAGGCAGAGCUGAUGUCAUCCACCUCGAAAGAAGUGUGUGAGCUCUGGAACGGUCAAGAGAUAGUGAGAUGUAUGGGUUCAGCGAAUAUCGUGGAGCUCAUUUGCUUAUUGCCCUCUGACGAGGCUCGCCAAGGCGGCCAACCAAAGGUCAGGACAUGCGAUCUGGAAACAGCGACGAAGGACGAAUUCCAAUAUCUGCAAAAAAUCGACUCAAACGGCCAAUUUGACGACCAGGAAGGAGCCAAUGCGAGUUUUAUUCCCAACAACGUUGACUCUGCCUCCUCCAUAGAAAAAGGGCGCUCAACAGCCAACUAUGAAGCAUCAGACAUCAUCAUCGUUAAAAACAUGCGGCCUGAAGCUCCCAACAUCUCCCUCAAUUGUCAUGGUCAGACUGGGAGAGCAGAGCUGCGCGCUUGGGCAGUAUUCGGAACGGCUCUGCAGCUCGGGGUCAUAAUAUUCUCUGGGUUCGUCACUUAUCGAUUGCGAUGGCAAAAGGAUGGAGAUGAGGUAAAAGGCUACGCAUUUCCUUGCACUCUAAUAGGAACAAUCGCAUUGGUGGCUGGUUUGCUUGUCUGUGGUCACGUCGUGGAGAGCAGCACAGACGAGACACGAUACAGACCUGGCCAGGGCCGAAAGGCUCGCAUCGUUUGGCUUCAGCAGAAAAAGGUUGUUGGAGACCAAGUCUUUGAUUCGUUUGCGAUAUUUCCCAAGGAUGAACGGACCAUCAUUACCACAUCAAGUCGGGCCAAGGGAGACACCAGUCCAACAACUUCACCGGUCGACUCAAACAACCCCGGGCAUCCGGCGAGUAAUGGGUCACUCCUCGAGGUUCUCACACAAUAUACGGCUGCAAAUAAAUUGGCUUUGAAGACUAUAGCAGGCACCGUUAGUGGUCUCUGUGGAUUUGUCGCCCAGUUUGUUGGUCUACGGGGAAUGCACUACUCAGCCUCGAUUGCUCAACUGAUUGCUGUUCUCGUCAUGACUGGCAUCAGGGCUGUCGCUCGUCGUGGGCUGUCCAAGCCUCCUCUCAGUAAGCGUCUCACACCAGGGUUCGAGCUCGAGUGGUUUGCAAUGACGCUGGGAGACCUGGAUGAUGCCCCUUGGUUAGCCACGUCCAAGUCGGAAAGGGAUGAAUCGAACGAGAAGGACGAAUACAAAACCUGGGCGAUCAUGCCCGUUGAUGCUCAGCCUUAUGAAAAACUGGAAAAAUCAAGCGCCGAUGUAAAUGGUAUCCAAAAUCAGGCACAACAAUCGUUGGAGAUAAUGAGAGCUCUUAGUCUACUCACAGAGAGGCGUGGAGCUGCCGCAGCGGAGGCUGUGAGUCUGGCGAGAGCGAUUGAGAUCACAAUGGAUGAUUUACUUCCGUAUGAGAGAGGUAAAUACGCCGAGGAACCGUUGGUGUGGUGUCUCACUAUCGAGUAUGGCCGAACAAUCGACCAGAAGGUCUAUUUCCAUUUGGAACAACGAAACGGGAAGUGGAAAGCUUUUGCGGAUGAGAUCAACGCUGCCUUGUCGCUGUGGCUGUAUUCUAUCCGUGAAGCAGUAGAGAAUGAAUCCAAUCAAGUAUCUACAAGACGCAUAUCGCCCACAAUUUCUAACACCCAAGACGACAUGUGGCUGCGAUCUAAAACAUUGCCCGAGGCCUGUAGUUUAAGGCUUCUUGGUGCUUGCAGCGCUGCCCUACAACGAGAUCUCGACUGGUGGAUGCCUCUUGACUCAAUCCGGAUUGUGAAAGUCGAGCAAGACGAUCGUGGCUCGUUAGAAGUGCAACAUUGCAGAAUUAUUGGCCACAAUUACGGCCGGCGCGACCAACAUCGAAGGCCGUGCUCCAUGGUCAAAUAUCUGAGCCAAGAGAUGAAAAGGGGAACCUCGGACUUUUUACAGUGGGCUUCAUGCGAUUCAGUAGAAACAUACCUGGCUACAGAAUCGGACAAGCCAUUAGAAGCCGUGCUGGCCCAACACCUGUUCUCAGCAUUCAUGUGCAUGGUGGCAAAGACAAUGCCAAAUCCCCUAAAUGGCGUUGUUGACCUGCUACCUCAUGGUGACCUCCAAAAUCCCUGCCCGUCUUUCACCCUUCGAAAUUCUCUUCUGUCCAGGAUUGCCCAAGAGGUCAGCAGCACUGGGCUGGGGAGUGCGGACGAGAUCCUCUUGAGCGUCAUCCUACCAUUGAGUACGGAACAAAAGCUUCCACAGGUUGAUGAUAUUAUUUGUGACCUUGCAAAUAAAUACUGCAACAGCCAAGACAGACUUUUUUACUCCGAUGAUGGUCCCCAAAGGCGGUUUCUAUGGGUGCAUAAGAUAGGGCGAACGUUCCCGGCAGAGAGUGUAACCUCCUACAGAGCUACCGCAACUAUGAUGGACUAUUUGCGGACAUUGAACAUGUUGUAUGAGCUGAAAUCGCUUGACUACGGGUUCUUUAGCCACAUGAAACCUGAACUGGAAGAUGCAUUGCGAUGUACCAACCGUAGCAUCUUGUCCGAACUCAUGAGCAUCUAUGAGUUUCAGGGGCGGGGCUGGCAUUGUGCUCCUGUACAGGAAGCUCGAUGCGGCUUGGUAGAACGGCGUGACUGGGAAGAUGCUACCCGUUUCAGACUUGAAUAUGGUCUGCAUCUUCCAAAGAGUCUCUACUUCAGUAAUGGAACCAACGGGAGCGACCAUCUCGGCUGGACCUUGCAGCAUUACGCUGCAGCACAGGGAAUGGGACUUGACCUUAAGCGGUCACUCACUGAGGGAGCCGACGUAAAUGCCGUUGAUCUUGCCGGAUGGACGCCAUUGCACUAUGCUUCCCAAUGCGGACUGAGUUCAAUUGUGCAACUCCUGAUAGACUUCUCCGCGAAUGUGGAUGCAGAGGGGAGAUUCGGGUGGAAGCCAAUACACUUCGCCGCCAUGAGUGGCGAUUGUGAUACUAUUCGACUACUUCUCAAUGCAGGAGCAAAACUAGCUGCCUGUGACUUCUUUCAAAACACAUGUCUGCAUCUUGCUGCUAUGUAUGGACGAGUUGACGCUGCUGAGCUGCUUGUUAGUCUCGGUAUACAGAUGGAUGCUUACAAUACACAUAGCGAGACACCGUUCCAUGCAUCGGCUCGACUGGGACAAAUAGGUGUUGCCAAACUACUCGCAUCCAAGCUAAAGGUCGAUGAGCGACGCCAGGGAUGGCCAUGGAAAGAACAACUAUACCUUGCCGCUCGGUAUGGACAUGCGGAUGUCAUCAAGGUGAUUUUUGAAUGUGGAGAUGGCAAGCCAUCAAGUUCUCUCCAUGCAUAUUCAAUUUACGUUGCAGCCCGUGAAGGUCAUUAUGAUGUAGUCGAAUUGCUAAUCAAGACUGCUGACAAUAAAGUGUCUGCUGAUGAGAACUUCAGAACACCACUUCAUGGUGCAGCUGAGGGUGGUCAACUCGACAUUAUUCGCUUCCUUGUUACAAAUGGCGCAAAUAUUGAAGCACUAGACGAGGGACAAACGCCAUUCGAGGCUGCAGUUAUGGGCGCGAGGAGGGAAAGUAGAUGGAGAACCGCAAGUGAAGGGUUCCUACGGAAACAAGUGGAUGCAGCAAGAUUGCUUGCCGAGCUUGGUGCUGACACCAAGGGAUACGUUAUUACCGAUACCUCAAUACAGGAUCGGGAUGGCAAGGAUGUUCUUCAGGAAUGUAUUAAGAAUCUACGCCAGCAGGAGGACACUUCUCCGUCUGAUGUUGGAAUUGUCUGA
Messenger RNA from Pochonia chlamydosporia 170, 3810 nucleotides. RefSeq names its product ankyrin repeat protein. The transcript has 2 exons. The record is from RefSeq and is a predicted model, not a curated record. Gene Ontology annotation, molecular function: protein binding. Lineage: Eukaryota; Fungi; Ascomycota; Sordariomycetes; Hypocreales; Clavicipitaceae. The coding region runs from base 1 to 3810 and encodes 1269 amino acids.